Molecule: messenger RNA, 1956 nt
Organism: Mollisia scopiformis
Lineage: Eukaryota; Fungi; Ascomycota; Leotiomycetes; Helotiales; Mollisiaceae
Exons: 4
Coding region: 1-1956 (651 amino acids)
Molecular function (GO): protein binding
Source: RefSeq, a predicted model, not a curated record
AUGUCGAAGAUACUCGGCGUGAUCCUAUUGUUGGCUCGAUUAUCAUGGCAGCAGCAAGACCCUGUGACUGAUUUUUGUCGGAGAUGGGGACAUCAAACUGCUGUUAUUGAUGAGAGGUUGUGGAUUGAUGGAGGUCAAGUCAAUUGGACGCCGUUUACAUCAAGCUCGCAAAAUGUUUCCAAUACUUGGCUGCUUUACAACGACCUCACCAUAGAUUCUCCUCUUGGAAUGCCCCAGCUUAAUGCUACAAAUUACAAGAACGCUACGGUACCCGAUGUCACUGGUGGAAUACUCUGGGAAGACAACAUAAACAAGCGGUUCUACCUUUUUGGGGGCGAAUAUUUGAAUGAUGGAGUUGGACCAAGUCCCGUUAAUUUAUGGUCUUUCGACGCCAUCUAUGAUUAUUGGGUAACCUUUGGAGCCCCUCAAGUCACAGCUUCGAUUUCAGGCGUCUCCUAUGCUGGCCAUGUAGUAGCUCCAGAAGUUGGUCAGGGUUUUGCGCUUGGAGGGUGGAUGAGCAAUCUUACUGUCCCGAACUGGUCUGGAGGUCCAGUUGCUAGUAGUGCUCUGCUAAAAUACGAUAUGACGACCAAUUUGUGGACGAACAGUAGCGGUCCAGAUUCUACACCUCGAGCUGAAGGGGCAAUGGUGUAUAUCCCAGCGAGCGACCACGGGCUGUUGAUUUAUUUUGGAGGUGUCACGGCGCCAUAUUACAACUCUACAAUGGUCGAAGCUCCAAUGAGCGAGAUUCAUGUUUACGAUGUAACGAGCUCUAAUUGGUAUACACAAACAGCAACGGGGCAAAUUCCACCAAAUCGGAGACGUUUCUGUGCUGGAGCAACAUGGGCAGCAGAUAAAUCCUCAUAUAACAUAUAUAUUUACGGUGGUCUUGGAUUUGGUGCCAACUCAACUGGAUUCGAUGAUUUAUGGAUCCUGUCAUUGCCCUCAUUUACUUGGAUCCAGUGGUAUGUGGGCACGAAUCCUGAAGCAUAUCAUCAUUCCUUGACUUGUAAUGUCGUCAACAAUGCUCAAAUGCUUGUCAUUGGAGGUACCUUUCCUGUUGGGGAUUCAUGCGACGCUCCGAAUGUUUGGGGAACUCAUAAUGUCGACAUGGGAAAAGUAUCCGGAAACAUGUGGGAGGUUUACACGCCGAAUUUGACGACCUACCAUGUACCACCUGAGGUAAUCUCUAUAGUGGGUGGCUCAUCCCUUGGAGGCGCCACAGCUACUGCACCAGCUGCAGGAUUUCAGAGCCAUGAUCUCUCCGUAUACUUCACGGAACACGCCUCUGCAGCCGUCCGGACUGCAACACGAGCCAUUCCUUCCUCCACAUCCAGCAGUACUGGAACUUCAUCUUCGAAACUUUCGGCUGGUGCAAUUGCAGGCAUUGCGGUAGGCGGAGCUGUGGUAUUAAUCGCGAUUCUUCUUGGAGGCUGCUGCUUGAUCCGUCGCCAUAGACGAAGAAACAUCCAGCAACAAUCACCUGCUGGAUAUCCCACUCCGGACUACGCCGUCGUGCCCCAGACUCCACACAGCCCUUACACUCCAGGAAGUCAGUAUCAGCAAGGAUACCAACCUCCCAUGCCUGUCCAGCAACAUUAUCAAUUGCCAGCAGUUGUUCCUGUGGAGUUGCAAGGAAAUAAUUAUCAAAUGGAUCCCACAAAGCAUGCUGGUAUUCAGCAGCUUCCAGCCGAUCAGUAUUCCUACCAAGGUUGGCAAGGAUCGCCAGACGCCUCACCUCAACCUCAACACCUUUCUCCUUCACAGUCUGUGCAUUCACCUCAUCCAUCACAUUCUCCGCAUCCAUCUUACUUCAGCCCUCAAACGGAUUCGAACUCGAAUACGUUGUACAGCGCGCCGGGGUCCGCAACGUCACCGACCCCCACCUAUUCGAGUGUGGGAAGGCACGCCAGGAAACCUGUUGCACCACCUAAUCAGACAUACUAUUCCCCUUGA